AUGACAUUCGCUCUAACUGUCUCCUGCGCUACAAGCGUAGUGGUUAUCACCGCUUCGCUAUGCUCAGUUUUUGUUAUCAUGAAUGAUAUCAACAAGCUUAGCGAGGAUAUUUCCUUGGGAAUGGAGAACUUCAAGGAUGUUUCUGAUGUUACCUGGGGAAACAUCAUGGCUCUCCAUGGAAGCUCCCGUCAUCAAUCCGUCUCUGGGCACCGUGAAGUCAAGAAGCUAAUGGGAAUCAAUCUCCGUAACAAGAGACACUCUGAUAGCUGCCAAUGUGAGGCUCGCGCUGCUGGUUGCCCAGCCGGGCCACCAGGAGAGAAGGGAGAGCCAGGACUUGGAGGACUUCCAGGACCAGACGGAGAGGAUGGAAAAGAUGGAGCUCCAGGAGUCGCUCUCCUUGUCACCCACGACAUUCCAGGCGGAUGCAUCAAGUGCCCAGCCGGACCACGUGGACCACGUGGAGACGCCGGACCACCAGGACCACCAGGAAACGGAGGACGUCCAGGACAACGUGGAACGCCAGGAGAAGCUGGAACCCCAGGACCACAAGGAGAGCCAGGAGAGACCGGACCACAGGGACCACAAGGAAGACCAGGACAGCGUGGAGAGACUGGACAACCAGGAACCGUCUACACUCCAGGAAAUCCAGGACGUCCAGGACCACAAGGGCCACGUGGACCACAAGGAGAGCCAGGAAAGGAUGGAUCGAAGGGAAAUUCAGGAGAAUAUGGACGUCAAGGACAUCCAGGAAAGAAUGGAAGAACUGGAGCUCACGGCAAGGAUGGAGCACCAGGAAAGUGUGGUGGAGAAGGACCAAUCGGACCAGACGCUGGAUACUGUCAAUGCCCAGCUCGUUCCAACUAA
Messenger RNA from Caenorhabditis briggsae, 864 nucleotides. RefSeq names its product Protein CBR-COL-175 (gene Cbr-col-175). NCBI's taxonomy places the organism in Eukaryota, Metazoa, Nematoda, Chromadorea, Rhabditida, Rhabditidae. The coding region runs from base 1 to 864 and encodes 287 amino acids. The record is from RefSeq and is a predicted model, not a curated record. The transcript is spliced from 2 exons. Gene Ontology annotation, molecular function: structural constituent of cuticle.